UUGACUCCUGGUUAACUAAUAUCAAACCAUAUCUUUCCCACUUCAGCUCAACAACAAAAUCAACAUAAUGAAGUUCUCCACUGUUCUUCUGGCCUCGUCAGCUCUUCUAUCUGGAGUAAGCGCUGGAGUCAUUUGGACAGACUCUGAGCUUAAUGAGAUAUGUUGGAAAGUGUGCUUCCAUGAAAAACCCCACUGCCCUCAUGGCUGGCAUGAAAAGCAUUUUGGACAUUGCUGGACUUGCUGCAAGGACCAUCAUAGCGAUGCUAAGGAUGACCUGUAUAGAUGGCUUUAAGAGUGAUGACUACUUAAUUUCAUUCUCACUGACAUGAAGAAGUGUAAUCCAAUUUCUGUGGGAUACUAGGGAUAUUCUGGUCGUCCAAGAUCAACUGUGGUAAUUGGUUAAAUCUGGG
Aspergillus novofumigatus IBT 16806 is the source of this 410-nucleotide messenger RNA. RefSeq lists its product as uncharacterized. The record is from RefSeq and is a predicted model, not a curated record. The transcript has 3 exons. The coding region runs from base 68 to 292 and encodes 74 amino acids. NCBI's taxonomy places the organism in Eukaryota, Fungi, Ascomycota, Eurotiomycetes, Eurotiales, Aspergillaceae.